Molecule: messenger RNA, 942 nt
Organism: Clonostachys solani
Lineage: Eukaryota; Fungi; Ascomycota; Sordariomycetes; Hypocreales; Bionectriaceae
Source: the annotation of a GenBank genome assembly
AUGCAGCACCGCGUCUUCCUCUCGCUGGCUCUAUGCCUUCUUGCCGUAGACACGGCCGCCGCCAAAACUUGCCGGCACCGCACGAAGACAACUACUCCGGCGACCGCUGUCUCCUCGACCGAGACAUCAGUUACUCCGACAUCUUCUGUCUCAGUCUCUUCAGCCAGCUUUGACUCAACCCCCAGUGCAUCUGCCACCCCUUCUGAUGCCACACCAUCGACCAUUGAAUCCACCCCCAGCUCUUCCACUCCUUCAUCGUCAGCCGUAGGCGCCACAGACACGCCUUCGUCUUCUUCUACGCCCUCAUCUACCAUCGAGCCCUCAUCCACUGUUGAAUCCUCAUCUACUCCUACGCCCUCAUCUACUCUUGAACCCUCAUCUACUAUUGAAACCUCCUCUACUCCUACGCCUUCAUCGGCCACCACGUUGUCUACAUCCACCGUGUCGUCCUCAUCAUCAGCCGCACCGUCCCCUACGGCUAUCACGCCCUUCCAACUCUACGCCGCGUCAACUGGUCAAUAUGUCCAAGUCCCGGCUACUCCCAACACUUAUUUGACGUAUCAAUCCGGCGGUUCCACCUCCACCUUCGUCAUUGAUGAGGCGACGGGCUACCUGCGUCUCAACGGGGGCGCCUUUGUGUGCGCAGGCUAUGCAUACAGCUACCAAACUGGGCUUGUUCUCUGUACGACAACACCCCCACUCUCAGCUUCCAACCGACGCUACGUCUCUUGUGUGCAGUCGCUCACGGACCAUGCCGUGACCUGCUCGGUGCCAAUCGUCUCGUGUACUCCGAGCGGCUGCAACACUCAACCCGGCCAAUACGACCAGUUCUCCAUCGACAGCCAGACCACGGGUAACGCGGUGUUCCUCUCUAGUACCGGAACGACACGCUCCAACGUCGUUCCUCGUCCGGUGACUGCCGUGGAGCCCGUUCCCACCUAG